AUCGCUUUAAAUUAUAAAUACGUGUUAUAAUAUCCAUUUUAAGAGUACGAAUUAAUUUACGAACAGCAUUCAUCUCUCAGGACCCGCUGACGAAAGACCCACAACAUCCAAGAUGGCGGCGAGUUCCCUCGUUUCUUACGGCAGCGGCUCAGAUUCGGAAAACGAGUCCGAAUUCGGUAACGUUACCAGUCCGCAGAAGGUCGAUCCAGACGCGGUAGCUCAUCUUCAGCCGUUAAAACCCGGCACUAUAACGGCGUUAGCCGUUCUGAAUUCCGCGCCCGAAGUCGCCGUGAAGGAAGAUGUUGAGACCGGUGUUCAUCUUGAUCCAGCACUCAAAGAAGUCACUUACAACCCUACAUACGAAACCAUGUUUGCUCCAGAGUUUGGACCAACAAACCCGUUCAGAUCGAAACAGAUGUCCGCCCCGAGAAACAUGCUGUCUGGUUACGCCGAACCGGCUCAUGUCAACGACUUCAUGUUUGAGCAGCAGAGAAGAACGUUCUCCACGUUCGGUUACGCUCUGGACCCAUCUGUGGACACCAGUGAGGUCUCAUCCAGCAGCUACAUUGGAGCCGUGGAAGAAGCGGAGAAAAACAAAGGUUUGAUUCAUAUCCAAAGAUCAGCAUUUAUCUGAAAUAAAAAGAAGACCGAGAAGAGGAAGAAGGUGAAAGGUGGAGAUGCGUCAGACAUCGAGAGCUUCCUCGGCCCCUGGGCCAAAUACCAGGAUGAGAAAGACGUGGCCAAACCCUCAGAGGACGAGCAGAAAGAGCUAGAUGAGAUCCUAGCUAAGAGACAGAAGCGAGGCAAGAAUGAAGAAGAGGCUCCAGCGGAGGAGAAGACCGUCCUGCACGUUAAAGAAGCAUACGAUUAUCAGGGCCGCUCGUACCUGCAUGUUCCUCAGGACGUGGGCAUCAACCUGCGCUCAGCGGACGUCCCGGAGAAAUGCUACCUGCCCAAGAAACAGCUGCACGUCUGGACCGGACACACCAAGAUGUCUGGUGUCUCUGUAGGUCACAGUAAAGCCGUGCGUGACGUUUGCUUCAAUAACUCCGGCACACGGUUCCUGAGCGCCGCCUACGACCGAUAUCUCAAACUCUGGGACUCCGAGACGGGUCAGUGCAUCGCCCGCUUCACCAACAGGAAGGUUCCCUACUGCGUCAAGUUCAACCCAGACGAGGACAAACAACAGCUGUUUGUAGCCGGGAUGUCCGACAAGAAGAUCGUCCAGUGGGACAUCCGCUCCGGCGAGGUCGUGCAGGAGUACGACAGACACCUCGGCGCCGUCAACACCAUCACCUUCGUGGACGAGAACCGGCGCUUCGUCAGCACCUCCGACGACAAGAGCCUGCGCGUCUGGGAGUGGGAUAUUCCUGUGGACUUCAAGUACAUCGCUGAGCCCAGUAUGCACUCGAUGCCCGCGGUCACGCUGUCGCCCAACGGAAAGUGGCUGGCCUGUCAGUCCAUGGACAAUCAGAUCCUGAUCUUCGGAGCGCAGAACAGAUUCCGGCUCAACAAGAAGAAGAUCUUCAAGGGUCACAUGGUGGCGGGAUACGCCUGUCAGGUGGACUUCUCUCCGGACAUGAGUUACGUGGUCUCCGGCGAUGCUGACGGGAAGCUGAAUAUCUGGGACUGGAAGACGACGAAGCUCUAUCAUCGGAUCAAGGCGCAUGAUAAGGUGUGCAUCAGCGCGCUCUGGCAUCCUCACGAGACGUCGAAGGUGAUCACCUGCGGCUGGGACGGACAGAUCAAGCUCUGGGACUGACGCAUCUGCUUCCUUCUCCUCGUGUUUUCCUCUCGAGCCCGAGUCUCAGCUUUUAACUCUGAUGUGAGAUUAUUAAUGGGCUGGUAUCCAGUCCUAAACACACACACACACACACACACACACACAGACUUGCAGCUCAUGCUUUUUGUUUUAUAAUGAAUGAAUCUGUAUCUCCAGUGUCUCACAUUUGUCUCUUUUUGAGGAUAAUAAAUGUCUCUCGUUUA
Molecule: messenger RNA, 1986 nt
Organism: Sinocyclocheilus rhinocerous
Lineage: Eukaryota; Metazoa; Chordata; Actinopteri; Cypriniformes; Cyprinidae
Gene: cdc40
Product: cell division cycle 40 homolog (S. cerevisiae)
Exons: 13
Biological process (GO): mRNA splicing, via spliceosome
Cellular component (GO): catalytic step 2 spliceosome
Molecular function (GO): protein binding; mRNA binding
Source: RefSeq, a predicted model, not a curated record